GCGUAUGUGCGCUUGAUGCAGAGGACUGAGAAACUGAAAGCACGAGUUUCCUACAACAUUAUUGAUCCAUCUGUCGCGAAGCAAAUUAACAAAAUGUCUGAAACAGAACAGCCUGUUACCGAGAAAAAACACGUCCUUUUUCUCUCAUCGGCGGUAUUUGGGCACCUUCUGCCGCUUCUGCAACUAGCCCGCAAAACCAGUCAAAUCCACGAUGUGACUUUUAUCGUCUCGCAGCUGCGAAUCCGUCAAUUACGUGAACGAGGCGUUCUAACUAAAGAAGACGAAGCGACAAUCUGUAUGGUUGGUUUAAUCGACGGUCUCGAAGAAAGCGGUGAUUACGAAGGGUCUAUCGAAGGUCUGUUUGCCAUGAUCGAAAAAGAGCGCGAGCUAACCGAUCAACUUUUUCCGGUUCUGCCGUGCACAGCGGACUCGGCGAUCACUAACACCAAGCUGGCAUUACUAGACCGACCGUUACCGCGACCGGUCGAUGUCGUUGUCGCCGAGUGGGCAGUAUUCUUCAGCGGUGAUGUGCUCAUUGACCGCGGCGUCAAAUGUCUUCUGUUCUAUGCGUUCUCCGCGUUGAUAUCCAUCAAUAAAGUGGAUGUGGAUGAGAACACCCCGGAGCUGCCGAAUGACGCCUUCUUCUCGGACUGGGAACGCUAUGACGAUGUCUCCAUUACCGGCGUGCCGGAACUGUACAAGAAGGCGAUUUGUAAGAGUCGUCAGCGACAAGUGAGAAUGUUGCAGGGAGUCUCGGGAUUCGUUUGUCACUCGCUGGAAGAGUUGGAGCCGGAUGGUUUGCAACGGUUCCAGACACACUGGCAGACCAAAGGACGGCCGGUCAGGUUUGUCGCACCUUUGUUUGGUAAGGAGAUGGCUAAAGGCGGAGAGGACUUCGUGAAUCAGUGGCUGGAUAAACAAGCAGAACGCAGUGUGCUGUAUGUCAGUUUUGGAUCGACAGCGCUGCCGUCGGUCGAGCAAGUCCAAGAGAUUGCCAAAUCGCUGCUGCUUUUAAAGAAACCGUUCAUCUGGUCCUUGAAACCGGCCGAACAUUCCCACCUGCCGCCAGAACUGCAAGCCUCCAUUGCUAGCCAAUCGCUAUCCAGCACCGGUCUGAUUUUGCCCUGGGUGCCUCAACGCAACCUUUUAGCCCACAAAUCCACCGGCGUGUUCUUGACACAUGCCGGAUGGAACAGCGUGCUGGAAGGUCUCGAUGCCGGCGUACCCAUGGUCUGCUGGCCCUUGCUGGCCGAUCAGUAUCCCAAUGCGGAAAGACUAGUCAAGCGGGGUGUGGCGCUCACGGUGCCGGGAACCGGGAUGAAGUUUUCACGCACGGUGCCAGCGGAAGAGGUCGUUGAUAUUGUCAGUACUGUGUUUGGAGAUGAUAAAUUUACAAGGCGUGCUUUCACAACCGGUCAGAUUUUUAAGACGGCUGCAAUGCCUGGUGGUAGUUCGUACAAAGCCGUCCACAGAUUCAUAUAUGAUGAUAUUUAAUGGUUGUUCCAUUUCUUGCAAAUUUUUUACAGUUACUGAAUUUUUAAUAGCAGCGUGCUAAUCUAGUUAAUUAACUUCUGUCACAUUGUUAUGAUAAAUGCCAGUAAUAAUAACCCCGCAAUAAGCAAUUUGACUUG
Paramacrobiotus metropolitanus is the source of this 1631-nucleotide messenger RNA. RefSeq lists its product as uncharacterized. Gene Ontology annotation, molecular function: UDP-glycosyltransferase activity. Lineage: Eukaryota; Metazoa; Tardigrada; Eutardigrada; Parachela; Macrobiotidae. The record is from RefSeq and is a predicted model, not a curated record. The transcript has 2 exons. The coding region runs from base 16 to 1494 and encodes 492 amino acids.